AUAGUAGUUAAAGUUGUCUAAAAAGUUGUCUACCAAGUUGUUCCUAUUUCCUAGCAUUAUUUUAUCCUUAAAUCUUUCCUAGAUCUAUAUAUAGCACUCUUUCCUUGGGAUAACUUAGAUCUUUCCUAGAUCUAUAUUCACUCCUAAAAGUGAAUGAUAUGGGGAUAACUUCUACAACUACAACAUGCUGUCUCAUAGUGGUCCCUUUGGUUCUUCUAUGGGGAUGGAAGAUCCUGAAUUGGCUAUGGUUAAGGCCAAAGAGACAAGAAAAAGUGUUGAGAGCACAAGGCCUUCAAGGAAAUCCAUACAAGGUUUUGGUUGGAGACACAAAGGAGAUGAUUAAGUUGAUGAUGGAAAAUGCAAAAUCUCCAAUAUUCACUAAUUUUCUCUCAGAUGAUAAAGAUGUCACACCACAUGUCUUCACAUUUAUUCAUCAUAUUUUCCACAAAUUUGGCAAGAAUUCUUUUUUAUGGGAAGGUCCAAAUGCAAAAGUGAUCAUUACAAAUCCUGACCAAAUUAAGGAAAUCUUCAACAACAUGCAUGACUUUGUGAAACCUAAGUUGAGUCCCCUUUUCAAGCUAUUGGGCACAGGACUUGCAAAUUAUGAAGGUGAGCAAUGGCGGAUCCAUCGAAAGAUUAUCAGUCCCGCUUUCUACUCCGAAAAAUUGAAGAUUAUGUCACCUAUAUUUUCCCAAUGUUGUGAUGAAAUGAUUAGCAAAUGGGAAGAGAUGUCUUCAGAUGGGAAAUUUGAAAUUGAUGUGAGGCCUUUCGUUCAAACUUUGACAUGUGAUGUCAUUUCUAAAACAGCGUUUGGAAGUAGUUAUGAAGAAGGAAAAAGAAUAUUUGAACUUAUAAAAGAACAAGCCAAGCUUAUUAUGAUAUUGCGCAAUUUUUAUAUUCCGGGUUGGAGGUAUCUACCAACAACUACACAUAGGAGGAUGACAAAAAUUGAUAAAGAUAUGCAAGCAUCACUAAGGGCAAUAAUCAACAAAAGAAAGAAAGCAAUGAUGGAUGGUGAAGUCCUAAACAAUGAUUUAUUAGGCAUACUUUUGGAAUCAAAUAAAAAAGAAAUACAAGAAAAUGGAAACAAUAAGAAUGCUGGUAUGAGUGACCAAGAAGUACUUGAGGAAUGCAAUGCAUUCUACCUUGGAGGACAAGAAACCACAUCAGUUCUAGUUGUUUGGACAAUGAUAUUGUUGAGUAGAUAUCCUAAUUGGCAAGCACGCGCUAGGGAGGAAGUCUUGCAAGUUUUUGGCAAUCAAAUGCCAAACAAUGACGGGAUAAGUCGCCUAAAAAUAGUAACAAUGAUUCUCUAUGAGGUACUAAGGUUAUACCCACCUACAAUUUACUUCAAUCGAGUAGCUCGCAAAGAUGUAAAACUUGGAAAUAUUUUCCUACCAGCGGGGGUACAUGUUUCUCUACCGAUACUCUUAAUUCACCACAAUCGCGAUAUUUGGGGUGACGAUGCUACAGAAUUCAAUCCAGAAAGAUUUUCCCAAGGAAUUGCAAAGGCAACAAAGGGACAAGUUAUUUUUUUCCCAUUUGGUUAUGGUCCUAGAGUGUGCCCUGGGCAAAACUUUGCUUUAUUACAAGCAAAGAUUAUUUUGUCACAAAUUCUACAACGUUUCUCAUUUGAACUUUCACCUACCUAUGCUCAUGCUCCAACAACUGUGUUCACUCUUAAUCCAAAACAUGGGGCUCAUAUCAUUUUACACAAAUUAUAGUGUCAUUCGUAUGUAGAAUUAUAAAUAAAUUAUCUUCGUGUAACUUUAUUUUAUGUUUUCAUUGUACUUGUGAGGGAAUACUUUUCUAAAUUAUGUGGAAUGGUAAGCAGGGUUCGUACGCUAA
Trifolium pratense (red clover) is the source of this 1848-nucleotide messenger RNA. Its product is annotated as 11-oxo-beta-amyrin 30-oxidase-like. The transcript has 5 exons. The record is from RefSeq and is a predicted model, not a curated record. Gene Ontology annotation, molecular function: heme binding; iron ion binding; oxidoreductase activity, acting on paired donors, with incorporation or reduction of molecular oxygen. Bases 159 to 1724 code for a protein of 521 amino acids. NCBI's taxonomy places the organism in Eukaryota, Viridiplantae, Streptophyta, Magnoliopsida, Fabales, Fabaceae.